UCGAGCACCUCCCACGCGCGCUCGCAACAGCCGGGAGAGCCAGAGUGCGUGCGUCUCUAACUUUGUUUUUUUUUUGGAGGGGGGACUAGUAUUAAGAUCUCCAGCUGCCGUUUUCUCACGUUUGGAGGCUUUUUUUCUCGCAAUAUUUUGGCACUUCACUACCCAUAAUCCAACCUUUCCUAUAGACUAACACUGUGGUUUCCUUUCCAGUCCAAACUCGGACCUUGAUCCACCCCUGACUAUCACCCCGUAGACAACCCAGCAUAAACACACAUCAGCAAACAUCCAUCAGGACUGUCACCUACCUAAAGCUGAAACAUUCUGCACCAUCAGCCAGCGAGAGAGUUACGUGGACAGCUACUGAAGAAGCCUGUGAGAUAUAUAUAUAUAAGUGGUCUGAUCAAAAGGGCAACAACCAGCAGACAAGUUAGCCAGACACAAGAGCAGCCAUGUUGAUCAUCUUAGCCUUCAUCAUCCUCUUCCAUGUGGCUGCGGCCAUCCUCCUCUUCGUUGCGACCAUUCACAAUGCGUGGUGGCUGGUGGCGCCACCCGGACGCGAGCUGAUCUACACUGACCUGUGGUACACCUGUAACUCCACCUGCGCUCCUGUGAUGAACAGCCAUACUGUUGAAGCAGCCUACCUGCAGGCCAUCCAGGCCACUAUGAUCCUGGCAACCAUUUUAUGUUGUGUCAGCUUCUUUGUGUUCAUCCUUCAGCUCUUCAGGCUCCAACAGGGAGAGAGAUUCAUUUUCACCGCUAUCAUUCAGCUAUUGGCCUCUCUGUGUGUGAUGAUUGCAGCGUCCAUCUAUACAGCUCAGAAAGAUAGCUUUCACAAGCAGGUGGGCCUUAAGGAAGGCUCUUACGGCUCCUCCUACGUCCUGGCCUGGAUCAGCUUCCCGAUGACUCUCAUCAGCGGCCUCAUGUACCUGGUGCUCAGGAAGCGCAAAUAGAUGCGAGGGGCUUGUCGCAUGGGCACGCAGAUAUAGAUAGAAAUACACAGCUUGGACACAAAUGCAGAAAGACAUACCCUACACUUUCCCUCAACAAACACGCAAGCACACAUUAUCUUUCUAACCCUUAGAUUUUAUAAUACCAUCGGGGGACAUGCUUUGUUCUUCUGUUUUAAUGCUUGACAGCAACUGGAAAUGUUAAAGAUGAGAAAUGUACCACAAUUCAUAUUCGAUCUGUCGCAAUCCAUGAUUUGACUUUCAAUUUUUGAAUUUUGAAUUUUGAACUAAUCAUUGGGUUUAUGUCCUGAAAACUGUCGUUUACAUUUACAAAUUCAUAUAUAAAAGAUAAUUUACAUGGUGGUAACUGUGAUAUGCAUAGAUGGAAUGUACCACGCUGAGGCCAUAUGGCCAAAUUUAAAUCUUUUUAAUCAAUUUUCACCCCUAUCUGCAAUUCCUGGUUUGGAAAUAAUCUGACGUUUGCCAUCUAGAUAGAUCUAUUUACAUGAAAUUAAGGUCAAAUCUACUCGACGCUGCAUUCAUCCGUCACUCACUACUUCCUGCGUUUACUGAGAACUUUCUACACUUUCUCUUAGCCAGGACAUGAGCAUCAUUUGUCUCCUCCUCUUACGUCAUUGUCUCCUGCUUCCCGCCGACUCCAUUCAUAGGAAUCAGUCUGAAACAUCUGAUCACGAAGGAUAACAGUUAAAGACAAGCGGGCAGAUUUGUCUUAACUUGGACAUGUUGACUUUCCAAAGGGUGCAUACUUUGUUUUUGUGAAUCUAUAAUCAACUGAAUUUAUUUUGUACAUAUUUGCUGUGUAUGUAUAGUUAAGGUAAUUGCCUAAAGCUUAUUUCUGAGACUGAAAUACUAAAAUGAUAUAUAUAAAAAGAAGAAAAUAGAGAAUCUUAUGUUAACCGUAGCUUACAGGAAGUGUAGUGAAGCAGUAGUUGAGGUAUAAUAUGUAGGAUUUUAAAACCCCGUGGUUUGUAUUCUUAUGUUACUGACUUGUGUUUUAACGGUGAAAAAGGAACCAAUGAUGUGCUGUGAUGUUUGAAAUUUUAAAUUACAACGUAGAAACAUGCAAACUUGAAAUAAGAACGAACUUUUUCUUUUUUUUUGUUAUUAUUGUGCUUUUUUUUUUGUUCACAGCUUCACUGAGAAAAAAGACGAAAGCUAUUUAUUGUUUUAAAACCACUGUUGUGUAUUUUAGCAUCAUGUGACUGAGGAUGUAUGAAGUAAUCAAGUCUUGCCAUGUUUUUCCCUCUCCGGCUGGGUUACUGUUUAUUUGGUUCAUUACUGAAACAUCUCAAACAGCCCAAUGCACAUCAUGCAUCUAACUAAAUUAGUUACUGUAUUCCACUGAUCCCACAUAGCUCUGUAUAAACAGGUCUUCUUUUACCUUGGAGUUGGUUCGAGGACGUUGGAACAGUUAAAGUAGAGCACCUGGGUAUUAACUUUGCAGUCGCUAGGACUUGGAAGAUUUCUAGGAAGUGUCCAGUACAACUCGGACUUGCUGGCUCCUUCAGAGGUGCACUGGAUUGUUUUGUGAUAGAUAUAUUUUCAUUGGACCACAGAGCCAGGUAACUUACUCUCUCACCAUUUUAAAAGAUUCAGGGAAAAAGACAUGGAAAUGAAGAGGUUGCUCUGCUAUCUCAAGGUGAUACUUAAAAAAAAGAUCAAAACAACAUAUCGGAGGCCAAGAUUGUGAUGUUUGUUUUUGUGAAAUUGUCAUCUUAAGAGUGUUUUACUUAAUAAUAAGCCUCCUGUUUGCAUGCAAGUUUUUGUCUUUCAGCAAAUCCCUUUAACUUAUAUUGAAAUGAAAAUUAAGUUAUUGCAGUAAAAAAAAAAGGCUGAAAAAUUCAUUUCUUUUUGUGAAGUACUGUUUAUUAUUGAUGUUGUAAAGUUUGGAUCUAUUUGGUUUAACUUUGUUGGUUUCAAAACAGAUCUAAAUUUAAAAUAAACCAAGUACUUGAACUUCAGUUCAGCCACAGAAACCACAAGAAUCACUUCGAAGAGUUGAGUCAUGAGAGACGCUUUGGAAAUCGGAAAUGUUUUUGUUUAUGGUCGUGAUCAUUUUUCUGUAGUGUGUUUUAUGUCAUUGUACAGGUAGAUGUACUGUAUCUUAGUUCAUGUAGAUCUAUACAAAUCACCACAGGACCAUAGCAACAAGCAAUCAUAUGAGUUGUUGAAGCCAAAACUGUAUUCAUGGGGAUUUGUUUUUGCUUUUCUUAACAUUUUUUUGUUGCAGUUCAAAUAUUUCGAAUGCUUCAUGAAGUAUUAAUUCCACACUGAUUGAGAGUCCUGUGUUGCGUAAUGGAGACCUGUUGAAAUGGUUUUUAAGAACUCAAACAACAACAAAAAACUGUUAUAUAUAUCUCUGCAUAGGAUUCAUUCAAACAUUUUGUAUGUAUGGCUAACAUGUCAUGUUAAAUUGGAGUGUUUCUGCUUGUCACAGGCUCUUUUGCUUUCACUGUUUUAGGCAAAUUAAAUAACAACAUGCUAUUUAUUUUAAACCUCUGUCGCAUCAUCCAUGGCAGUUUCUGUAAUCUGUAAAAUAUCACUGUUUUCAUGCACUCGUGUCAUCAUAACUUAAAAUGCUUAUCUGCUGCUGACACCCAGUGGACUGAUAGAAAACUACACAAUGUGUAGGUGAUAGUUUUAUAGUUUCAGCCUCCUGUCAAGCACUCCUGGAAAGAAUAAACUAGUUUCUGCUUGGUGAAUCCUGUGCCUCUAAUCUUGGGCUCCCCUGCAACGAUUUACCGGUGCUUAUCCACCCCGCACUCUGUUUCCAACACCCAUCAGAUGUAGAUCUCAAUAAAUGUAUUUUACAAUAAAUAAAUUUUCUUUGUGUGUGCCAAA
Messenger RNA from Larimichthys crocea (large yellow croaker), 3809 nucleotides. RefSeq names its product epithelial membrane protein 2 (gene emp2). Gene Ontology annotation, cellular component: plasma membrane. Lineage: Eukaryota; Metazoa; Chordata; Actinopteri; Sciaenidae. The record is from RefSeq and is a predicted model, not a curated record. The transcript is spliced from 5 exons. The coding region runs from base 450 to 950 and encodes 166 amino acids.